GAGGGUUGUUUGAAAGCAAAGAGGCAACUUCUGUCAACAUGUUUUAAAUAAAACGACCUACCUGAGUCGGUAAAAUGCCUUAUCUUCCAAAUUAGAUGAUACUAAUGUUGAUACAUUAUUGCCUUCUUGAGACUUUUAAUCUGAAGGUAAACAAACUUGAGAUGCUAGCUUACUGUUAGCUAGCUGCUGCUCUCUGUGUAGCUUCUUGGACUAUUCUUUCCGUUAAAUGGUGACCCACUGUGCCACAAAAUAAGGUUAUUUCUUGACAGCAGGUUAACACGACCUGGCAACAUGGCGAGCGUGCAUGAGAGUUUGUAUUUCAACCCUAUGAUGACGAACGGAGUGGUCCACGCUAACGUGUUUGGGAUCAAAGACUGGGUGACUCCGUAUAAAAUAUCCGUCCUGGCGCUGCUGUACGACAUGACUGCGUCUAAAACCACUCUGCCCGAGAGAAGGAGGCUUAACAAACUCAUCCUACCUUUGCAGCAGGGUCCAGACCUGACUCUUGGCCAAUUCCUGAAGACUGUGGAGGAGUGUUGCCCUCAGACUGCUUAUGCUGUCAAACAAAGGCUGCAGGAAAUGGCAGAUGGAGAGCUGAAAGACAUGGAGUACUUCUUUUCUACUCUUCCCACUCCAUUCACUGCUUUUGAUUCUGAGGCUUAUAAAACCAGUGUUGUAGGUCUUUUUAUGAGACACAUGCUUCUGGCCUACAACAAGCUGUCUUUCAGUCAGGUCUACAAGCUGUACAAGUCCCUGCAGCUCUACUACCACAGUCACUACGCCAAGCCUGCUGACGGGCGGGUCAGUUUGCCGGCGCUGGUCGCUGACGACUCAGACAUGGACCUCACCAGCACUGAGGAUACUGUGGGAGACCGGAUAGACAGAGAGGAGCUGGACACCCCACUGCAUGAGUCAGAGCUUCGGAAUGACAAUACUCCAAGCAGUGGCCCUCUGUCACAGAAACAAGCUGAGUACUUUCUUGCAAGACAGGCUUAUCUUCUGAAGAACGAUGAGAACAAAGCUCUAAAGCCUGCUGCGCUGCAGGAAGAGCUCAACAACAUGCUGAAGUUUAACCCGGACUUUGCUGAGGCUCAUUAUUUAAACUACCUGAACAGCAUGAGAGUCCAGGACAUCUUCCUCUCCGCCCACUGUCUCUUACAUUAUUUUGACCGCCUCAUCCUGUCUGGUAAUGAAGGAAAGAGCAACGGGGACGAGGGCUACGGCCGAAGUCUCCGCUACGCAGCUCUCAACCUGGCUAGCCUGCAUUGUCGCUUCGGCCACUAUCAGCAGGCUGAUCUGGCUCUACAGGAAGCCAUCCGCAUUGCCCAGGAGUCCAACGAUCACGUGUGCUUGCAGCACUGUCUGAGUUGGCUGUACACCCUGGAGCAGAUGAAGGGAUCUGACAGCACGGUGCUGACGGAGGACUCCGUGAAAAUGGCUGCCCAUUUCUGCCUGCCAUACCUGGCCUCUCUGGGCAUUCAGUCUCUGGUCCAGCAGGGGGCGACACAGGGGAAGACAGCCCACAAACUGAUGGACGCUCUGAAGGACACUGACAUCCUGCACUGGAAGCACAGCCUCUCGGAGCUGAUCGAGAUCAGCCUGGCCCAGACUACGUCCAUAUGGAGGAUGUACGGCAAGAGCACCAUGGCUCUGCAGCAGGCCCAGCUGCUUCUCAACAUGAGCAGUCUGGAGCAAGUCAACUUCGGGGUCCAGCAGAACAACACGGAGGCGUUCGCUGUGGCUCUUUGCCACCUGGCCGAGCUGCACGCUGAGCAGGGCCUGUACUGUGCCGUUUCAGACAUUCUCCAGCAUCUGAAAGAACAGUUUCCUCCUCACUCCCAGCAUGCAAAGCUCUGGAUGCUGUGUGAUCUGAAAAUCCAGUUUGACAGACACAUGAACGAAGGGAAAUACCAUUUGGCAGAGCCACUAGUCACAGCCAUCUCUGCCUUAAACAAAACAGAAGGUCUCUACAGGAAAGCUCAAGUUCUGAAGGCUCUGAACCGCAGCACUGAGGCGUACAGCGUCUUGCAGCGGCUGCAGGUGCACUGUGAGAGGACUAAAUGCACAGAGGUGGUCAUCAGAGUUAUGCUUUCCACCGCUGAGCUCCACUGGGAGUCGUGUGGCUUCUCCACAGCUCUCCCUCUCCUCCUGCAGGCCCUGGCUCUGGCCAGGCAGCACCACCUCCAGUCCCUGGCCUCAGAGACCAUCCUGCACCUGGCCUUCACUCAGCUGAUGUUGGGAGUUCCUGAGCACGCUCUGAGUGUUCUGCAUGAAGCCAUCGAGCCUGUUCUGGCCCACGGAUCGGUCAUGGACAAGGGCAGAGCCCUGCUGCUGACCGCACGCUGUCAGAUGGCGGUGGCUGGGUUCAGGCCAAAUGGACAAGGGCAAGCAGAUUUUCACUUGGCGGGUUUGGCCGUUGACACGCUAAAUGAGGCAGCAGGCUAUUUCUCCAAGCUGAACUGUAAGGAGCGGCUGCGGGACGUCCACUACCUGCAGGCCCUGCUCCACCGCUCCCUGGGACAAACCUCGCACUGCCACAAAAGUGCGAUGCUCUUCCGGCUGCUGGACCAGGAGCUGCAAUCCCCAGCGCCUCCAGUCUCCAUGCGACUGUAACUUCAUCCUGUCCAACAACCAACAGGAGUCAUUCUGGCUGAAAAGGACACAGCACCUCCUCUCGCUCCUGAGUUGAGUACCUGCUGCGCACCUCUAGAUGGUGACAAAGAUCUGUCCUCCUCUGUCAGCACUAAAACAUUUCAUUUGCAAAUAUUUAGGCAAUUGUGGAACUCUUUGCACGCAAUGCCUGGGUAAUAAUUAGAGAAGACAAUGUCAGUAGUCAUAUACAAGGCUGAGUUACCGGUAGUCCAAAAAUAGAUCCCUCGUCUCUGCACUCUUGUCCGGGUACAGAUUUGAAUGGUGGCCUGAUGAUAAACAUUUAACAUAGCGUGUUUAAUAACACUUCAACCCCAGCAACACUCCAGGAUUGUCAGACAGACAUAACAUGCCUCCCCACAAAAGGUUGAAAGUGUAUCGGGUGCUGUCACGGCUGUGCUGAUUUACCCGCCGCUUCAUGAUGAAUGAAGGUAAUAUCACAGUUAGCCACAAGAUGAAUGUGUUUCUGUGGCCAGGAUAAUUCAUAUUCCGGCUGAAGAAUACAGAUGAAGCUGGAAUCCGAAGGAGAAAAUCGUGACCACAUUUAUAAUGCAAUAGCCCUUCGAUGACAUAACACCAGAUACUAUCCGUAUUCCACUCACGUCUGUCACAAUUUGAGAUAAAGACUUUUUGUAUGAUGACAUUACAUUUAGGUGGCCUGACGGGCUUACUGGCUGCUCUUCUUUUAGGAAAAUAAACGACUUGUUUUGUCUUA
This is a messenger RNA of Trematomus bernacchii (emerald rockcod), 3364 nucleotides long. RefSeq names its product anaphase promoting complex subunit 5 (gene anapc5). The transcript is spliced from 17 exons. Gene Ontology annotation, cellular component: anaphase-promoting complex. Gene Ontology annotation, molecular function: protein binding. Bases 292 to 2613 code for a protein of 773 amino acids. Gene Ontology annotation, biological process: anaphase-promoting complex-dependent catabolic process; protein K11-linked ubiquitination; positive regulation of mitotic metaphase/anaphase transition. The record is from RefSeq and is a predicted model, not a curated record. Lineage: Eukaryota; Metazoa; Chordata; Actinopteri; Perciformes; Nototheniidae.